AGCAAAUGGGUUGAUCGCUCUGGCGUAAUGCAAUAGCCUUUUCUUACCAUAUUUGUCCCGUAACCUGAACUUAUUUACCAGUGAGAUUGGAAAUACUUGAAUUUUUGACCUCGGUUACGCAAAAAAAAGAAAAAAAAAAAUGAACAUCUCGCAGGGAAAAAAUUCAACAAUGGCAACAGAAGGAGACCCGCGUUCUUUAUUAACAAUAUGUUUUGAAGCUUCUGCUUUGGGCAUGAUAAUAUUCGCAGCCGUGAUCGGGAACACAUUAAUUCUGGCUUCUCUGUACCGUUUCACCUGUCUUCAUACUAAAACGAACGCAUUUGUGCUGAACCUGGCCAUCGCAGAUUUGUUUCUCGCCGUCUUCGCCAUGCCGUUCACGUUGGUUUCCUCCAUAAAAUACGAGUGGAUCUUUGGAAAAGCCAUGUGCCAAAUCGUGGGUGUUUUAAACUCUGUAUUCUGCGAGGCUUCUAUCAUGACUCUGACCUUUGUAAGUUUGGAGAGAUUUAUAGCGAUUGUGUAUCCGCUGAAAUACGAAACUCUGAUCACGCCAAAACGUGUGAAAUUUGUCAUUGGUUACAUUUGGCUGCAAGCGGCUCUGUGCGCUUCUUCUACGUUCAUAUUCGCCAAAUUCACCUUCUUAAAAUUCGAGUCGAUCUGCACAGUGGACUGGGGUCGUAAUAUCGCUUACACACUGGUCUUCGCGAUUGUGUUUCUGUACGUGCCUUUUCUUGUGACAGUUUUUUUGUAUUGUGUUAUUCUACAAACAGCCAUAAAGCAACGAAGACGAAUCGAGGUCAUUAAGGUUGGGGAGAUUACAACAGCGGAGUCCGGUUCAAAAAGGUCAGCAAAAAACGGUCUAAAUAGCGCCAAAAAGACAGCGAAGGAACACAAGGCUACGGUCAUGAUAGCCCUUGUGGUCGGAACCUUUUUCAUUUGUUGGUUUCCCCAUUCGAUCGGUGUAUUUUGCCUUCUGGACCCGAAGUGUAAUUUCAGUGACUCUUUUUACGUAUUGACCACUUGGUUGGCCAUGUUAAACAGUGCUAUGAAUUCCUUAAUCUACGGCCUGAUGAACCGAAGUUUUCGACGCGCUUUUAAGAGUUUGCUUUGCUGCGAAAGAUAUGUUGGAAACGCAGACUUAGUAACAAAUAUUUUACAGGAGAAAUCGGGUAGAAAAAGCUAUGGAAAUGCGACAAGUUAAUAUUAUAAAUGCAAGUAAUUACAAUCUAAACAUCCACCAGCUUGCUAGUGGUUAAAACGGUUAGUUUUCUCGCCUCAACUAUUUUGCAAUUGUAAUAUUUUGUAACAAAAGUUUUGUUGAAGGACUAGCGACGUUUAAACUCAUAAAAUUUGCUACAGAGCAAACAAAUUCUAAUUGCUGGUUUUAAUAAACAUUUUAAAAAAAAUUUAUCGGAUCCUUAA
Molecule: messenger RNA, 1419 nt
Organism: Orbicella faveolata
Lineage: Eukaryota; Metazoa; Cnidaria; Anthozoa; Scleractinia; Merulinidae
Product: histamine H2 receptor-like
Biological process (GO): G protein-coupled receptor signaling pathway
Cellular component (GO): membrane
Molecular function (GO): neuropeptide Y receptor activity
Source: RefSeq, a predicted model, not a curated record